Messenger RNA from Mustela erminea (ermine), 7036 nucleotides. It is a transcript of the gene SLC5A9, whose product is annotated as solute carrier family 5 member 9. Gene Ontology annotation, biological process: transmembrane transport. The record is from RefSeq and is a predicted model, not a curated record. The coding region runs from base 1733 to 3772 and encodes 679 amino acids. NCBI's taxonomy places the organism in Eukaryota, Metazoa, Chordata, Mammalia, Carnivora, Mustelidae. Gene Ontology annotation, cellular component: plasma membrane. Gene Ontology annotation, molecular function: D-glucose:sodium symporter activity. The transcript has 16 exons.
UCAGCAGACUUGUCAGCCAACUCUGAGCUGUGGUCUUCCCGGUCUGACCCUGGGGUCCUGGAGAGCCCUGAGCACAGAAUAAAUUCUCUUUACCCCAAAACAACGUCACAGAGCCAGGACAAGUGCAAUUCCUCAGAAGCGGCCUGGUGGGCUGUAGGGAGGUUUGGGGCCCUCCGCAUGCCUGCACCUGUGGGACGAGCCAGGGCUCACCCACCACAACCUGAACUCUGGGAGCCUGGCCAGAGCUGCUGAGGACCGGGAUCCUGAGGCUGACAGCCGAACCCAGGAGGUUCUGUCCAGGCCGGGCAGCACAGAUUCUUUAAUGAUGGCGCAGCCUGAAGCCUAAGGGAGACACAGGCCCUGAACACCAGAAGUCAAGUUCCUGGGCUUCUACUUACUGAGAACUACACAUGGAAUAAAGAGGAUGUAGGAAAAGCAGCUUUCUCAAGUAUGGUUCUUCUGUCCCCCCUAGACCAGUUGCAAGCAUGUCCCCCUGACCAGGGAGCCAUAGCCAUGCCCAGGGCCACUCUAACUCGAAGAACACAGUCUUACUGCAGAUACUACUCAGGAAUUAUAACGUCCCACACCAUAUGUUAUACACCGUAACUUCAUCUAAAAUUAACCGCUCUUCCUGCAGGUCCCCCUUCCAGGGUGGGCUACUCUGCAUUCCUGGGGUGGGGAAAGGGGCUAUUGUCAGCCAGACUUGCCUCUCUCCAUCUCCCCGCCUGCUGCCCCUCUGUGGCACUCGGUGAGAAGGCCCUCCCUGGAGCCCUCCUGACCGGACUCUGUUGCUCCUUCCAUAAGCCCCUCAGCUAGAAGGAAGCAGGUGGGCGAAUCUUGGCAUGCCUUGUGCCGCAGGCACGGUCCUGCAUGAGCGGCUGUCUUCCCGCCAGCCUGGGAGGGACAGCUCCCACGCAGGUGUCCCCGCCCCCGAGCCAGGUGCAGCGCAGGUGCCUCCCUCCAGCGAGAGCCACAGCGAGACCACAUCCUCCGUCUCGGGACCUCUCGGAGAGGAUUUCCUGCAUAUGUGAGGCCUCAUCCUUGAAUGCCAACACCUGUCUACACUGUUAACCCAUUUUGGACGCAACUCUUCCUGUCUGGAUUCCCUAAUCCAUGCUGACUAAAUGGAAAUCCGUAAUGGCCACACGGUGAUCUUUUCUCGGUGCCUCUGGGCCAGCAGUAUGCACGCGGACCCUCAGCUGCUGUGUGGGAACGCCCUUGGCCGAGCGUGGAUGGAACCUAACUUGUCGGUUUGUUCGCUCCAGUUUGGCCUGUCUUUCCUCGUCAUCCUUCGUAUGUUGCCCGGUCGUGAGGACGCGCAUGCGCUAUGCGGCCGUCUGCCCGGGCUCCCGCGCCGCCCUGCAUGGCCUUGCCUCUCGUGCCCUUAAGUUGUUGUUUUUAAUUUGUCCCGAGCUGGGACACAAAUAACAGAGCAAAACUAGACAGGCCCUGGGGAGGGGGGGAUGUCUGGGGCUCACUGACAGGUCAAAGGCUGGGCUUUGUAUUACAAGCUUCACAUAUCUAUCCUCAAGGUUUCAGCACUUCUCUCUCUCCCUUGCUGGCACUCUCUGGACUCUGGGCUGCUCAGAUGGUCGGCUGGCUCACUGAUGGGUCUCAGAUGCAUCAGAGGAGAUGCUGCUGCAGGCCCAGGCUGCCGGCUUCGGGUUAGGAAGGAACGAAGCCAGGAGCGCCUCAAAGUCCAACCGGCAGUGAGUGACUCUAACAGAGAAGCAUGGAGCCGGCAACAAUGGGGCCUGGAGCGUCAGGAAAUGGGGUCAGGACUGUGACAGCUCCACGCUCAGCGCUAGGCUCCGGAGUCAGCCUGCACGCCUACGACAUCGGGGUCCUGGUUGUCUACUUCAUCUUUGUCAUUGGUGUGGGGGUCUGGUCAUCCAUUCGCGCGAGCCGAGGCACAAUUGGUGGCUAUUUCCUGGCGGGGAGGUCCAUGAGCUGGUGGCCGAUUGGAGCCUCUCUGAUGUCCAGCAAUGUGGGCAGUGGCUUGUUCAUUGGCCUGGCUGGGACAGGAGCCGCUGGAGGUCUUGCUGUGGGCGGCUUUGAAUGGAAUGCAACCUGGCUGCUUCUGGCCCUGGGCUGGAUCUUUGUCCCUGUGUACAUCGCCGCCGGGGCGGUCACGAUGCCGCAGUACCUGAAGAAGCGGUUUGGCGGCCACAGGAUCCAGGUGUACAUGUCUGUCCUGUCUCUUAUCCUCUACAUCUUCACCAAGAUUUCUACUGACAUCUUCUCUGGAGCUCUCUUCAUCCAGAUGGCCUUGGGCUGGAACCUUUACCUCUCCACGGUGAUGCUGCUGGUGGUGACGGCCGUCUACACCAUUGCUGGGGGCCUCACGGCCGUGAUCUACACAGAUGCCUUGCAGACGGUGAUCAUGGUGGGGGGCGCCCUGGUCCUCAUGUUUCUGGGCUUUCAGGAGGUAGGCUGGUACCCAGGCCUGGAGCAGCGGUAUAGACAGGCCAUCCCUAAUGCCACAGUCCCCAAUACCACCUGCCAUCUCCCCCGGUCUGACGCCUUCCACAUGCUCCGGGACCCUGUGAAUGGGGACAUCCCUUGGCCUGGCCUCAUUUUCGGGCUUACGGUGCUGGCCACAUGGUGCUGGUGCACGGACCAGGUCAUCGUGCAGAGGUCUCUCUCUGCUAAGAAUCUGUCCCAUGCCAAGGGGGGCUCUGUGUUGGGGGGUUACCUGAAGAUCCUGCCCAUGUUCUUCAUUGUCAUGCCUGGCAUGAUCAGCCGGGCCCUGUACCCAGAUGAGGUGGGCUGUGUAGACCCUGACGUUUGCCAAAGAAUCUGCGGGGCCCGAGUGGGCUGCUCCAACAUCGCCUACCCUAAGCUGGUCAUAGCCCUCAUGCCCGUCGGUCUGCGGGGCCUGAUGAUCGCCGUGAUCCUGGCCGCCCUCAUGAGCUCACUCACCUCCAUCUUCAACAGCAGCAGCACCUUGUUUGCCAUUGACGUGUGGCUGCGCCUCCGAAGGAAGGCCACCGAGCAGGAGCUGAUGGUGGUGGGCAGAGUGUUCGUGGUGUUCCUGGUUGUCAUCAGCAUCCUUUGGAUCCCCAUCAUUCAGAGCUCCAACAGCGGGCAGCUCUUCGACUACAUCCAGUCUGUCACCAGCUACCUGGCCCCGCCUAUCACCGCCCUCUUCCUGUUGGCCAUUUUCUGCAAGAGGGUCACAGAGCCUGGAGCCUUCUGGGGCCUCAUGUUCGGCCUGGCUGUGGGGCUUGUGCGCAUGAUCCUGGAGUUCUCCUACCCAGCGCCAGCCUGUGGGGAGGUGGACCGGAGGCCGGCCGUGCUGAAGGACAUCCACUACCUCUACUUUGCCCUCCUGCUCUGUGGGCUCACUGCCAUCGUCAUCGUCGCUGUCAGCCUCUGUACCAGCCCCAUCCCUGAGGAAAAGCUUGCUCGCCUGACAUGGUGGACACGGAACGGUCCCCACCCUGAGCUGGAGAAGGAAGCCCCAGAGGGCACGCCGGGGACAUUGGAGAUGCCAACUGGGGUGAGCCCUCCAGGAGAUGGAGGGACAGAGAGCUCCAGCCAGGGCCGGGACCAGCAUGGAGCCCGGUGCAGGCGGUGGGGCAGGGUGCUGUGGGACUGGUUCUGUGGGCUGGCCGGCAGCCCCGAGCCCGCACGGAGCCCCGAGGAGAUGGCCGCACGCCAGCGGGAGCUGACCAGCAUCGCCGAGGAGCCGCUCUGGAGAACCGUCUGCAACGUCAAUGCCAUCCUGCUCCUGGCCCUCAACAUCUUCCUCUGGGGCUAUUUUGCCUGACUCCAUAGACCUGGCUUCAGUGGAGACCGAGUAAACUGGACUCGAGCCUGGCCAGUCUGUCUUGCUGUGGAAACCGGGGACCAUGGAGGCUGAGCCAGCAGAAGCCCCUGUCCCAGGCUGCACACCGGCCACAUGGAGAGGCCACGUGGAGAAUGGGAGACCAGAGAGGGCUCUGGGUUUGCUCAGGGCCACACAGCAGGACUCACACUGGGUCUUCUGACUCCAGCUCUUUGUCCAUUUUACUGCCUAUGUUUCUACCUCAGAAACACUGUUCCCACCCCCUGGGUGCUUCCUUUCAGGAGCUUUUACUGUACCUGUGUGUUGAGGCUUAAACAAGUGGAAGGCAUAAGAAACAGGGUUGCAAGAACGUUGCAAAAGUCCAAGUGCAUCUUUGCUCACUGGCAUCCCUUCCCUCCCCACGUUGUCCCCUUCUUCCCUAGUUCCCAACCCCUAGUCAUCUAUUUCCAGCAGGCACCUACCCAGGAGGUCCUUCCCCUGACACACCCCAGGGAAUGAGGGGCCAGGAUGGAAUGGAAGCGUGGUGACAGAUGAUGUUUGGGCAGGGAGCUCUGGGGGGGACUCUCCUUGGUGCCACUCAAAUUCUGCCCCUUCCCACCAUCACUUCCAAACACUGCAGUCUCCAUGGCCUUAAGGCAUUUGAAGUCCAGUUGGAGAGACAGAACUUGUGAAGAAGUAGCCAUGCAGAAAGGCUGCAUGGACAGCCUGCGAGUCACUGCCCUGGGCCCAUGCUCCUCUCUCCCUCUGCCUGCCAGGCAUCCACCCAGCCUGGAAAAUACCAUGACCAGAGCUGUCUGACAUCCACAACCAGGCCAGUCUCCCUCUCCCACUCCCACCUCCUCUGGGCCUGCCUCUGUCACAUACCAAUCACUGUCCUGUGAUGUUUCUCUCCCCAACUAAGCAGGAUAGUCCAAGGGGCAAGGACCAAGAGCCAAGGACCACAUUCCAAGUGACUUUGUACCCAGAAAGUGAAAGUGCCAGUAAAUGGUGACUUAGUAAUACUCUAAGGUCCUGGAAGGUUUGCAUGGUGGCUGGCUGGGUUGCGACCUGGGGAGCCAGCCCGUGGGGAGGAGCCUCCUUCAGCUGGACUGUACACACCACGCCUCAGAUGUCCAGAAGAGAACCCAGUCCUGUCCCAUUGCCAAGGACACAGCGAGAAGGUCCCUUCCUUUCUCUCUCGUGUCUAGGCUGUUCCUAUUCUCAUCUGAGCCUCCUCAGCACUGUCUCUGAUCAUUAUACUAGUCACUCACCACACUUGGCUACACAUAAAAUUCUAGCCCUUUGAGGCUGAAACACAGCUGAUUCUAUGAACGCCUCCUAUUGGUGCUGCCUCCACAUUUCUGUGACCUCUGACCUUUGACCUCAUUGUUGUCACCUCACCUGGCCAUGCUUUUCCUUGCUGUUCCCCACUGGCCUUUACUGGGAACUCAGCUUUCCCCAUAAUUUUCCCCAAAACCAUUCCCUAGAAGCAUUUGUGUGCCACCAAACGUACUGAAGGUUUGGGGAAGGAAAGAUUCUUAAACCUCAGAGGCACAAUUUGAAAUUAAGUAUUGAACAUCUCUGUUUUGAAAGCUUCCAGCAGCCUCUGAGGGUUCCCCACAGGCCUCUGAGUCUCUAAGCUCCUGCUGUCUGCACUGUGGUGCUCCCUCCCUCCCCUCUACAGACUCCAUCGUCCUGCAGGGCCUCCUCCACAGUGUCCCCUCUCUUUGCGAUGUGAGCCUGUCUGGGUCCAGACCUCUGUCCUCUGGCCCACAGAUGCGUGAGCAUGCUAUCAAAGGUAGUGGGUCCUUGACAAAAGUGGCCACUCUCCUUCUCUACCCUCUUUGCCUAGUUGGCUCACCUUGGUGUAAAAAUUCUGCACAUCCUAAGGGAAGCCCUAAUUCCCAGCGACGACCUUACUACGGCCAGCUGCCUUCCAGAACAGCGAAGCCCUCAGCACCCAGCCUAGAGUCUCAUGGUCCCCUGACUUCACCUUUGAAGAAAAUGUCAGACGGAUCUAUUUGUAGAAUGACUCCACAGAUAUUCAUCCUACCUUGUAAAUUGUAAGCUCCCCACCAAGUCACCAUCAAGUGAAAGAAAAAAUUAAUGACAGAAAGAGCAUCCUCUGCAGAAGAAACCAAAUGUUCAAAACACAGAGGUGGGGGAAAACCAUGACAUAAUCAGGAAACAAAAAGUAGUUUAAAAUGUCUGCACUGGUAAGGUCCCCACUGGCCCACCUGGCUUCUUUGCACAAGUGAGCAAAAAGUGCCUUUCCUUCUUGGUGUGUGUGACCCCUCGCCAGGGCUCACAGGCGGCUGCAUUUCCGCCCCUACCUGCCCCCCUGGCCAGAUCACGUGUGCAGGGCACCACCUGCACAAACACAGGAGGUAGCCCCGCUGCGUUGGGGAGUGGUGGGGGAGGUAAACAGGGGCUAGCUCAUGCUAAGCCUGGAACUUUGUUACUUCUUUCCCGGAUCGCUGCACCAGCUUCUCAACCGUCAUCCAUCUCUGUGUUCAAGCUCUCCUCUUCCAAUUCACCCUACCACCACAGCAAGAAUGAUCUUUGUUAAAUGUAAGUCUUGUGUUGCCUAUCCGUGUCAGAUUCUCUACAAUGUUUCCUAGCCUCACAGGACACCCUAUGAAAACCGCCAGCAGUACGGUCAGGGUUCAGUCCCUGGCACUCCUUCUCAACUGCGGCCAAAGAGAGGCUGUUUGGCAGAGUGGUUAAGAGCAGGGACUUGGUAGCCUGACAUUCUGGAACCUUCUGGCUCUGGCCCUAGCUAACAUGAUCCCAGGAAAGCUGCUUAACCUCUCUGACUCCCUUCUACAAAUUGGAGAUGUUAACUGCAGCUACUUCAUAGUAGAGCCAUUGAGGGGAUACAUAAGUAUAAGUAUCUACAUAAAGUAUUCUUAACAGUGCCUGGCACAUAAAGUCAUAAUUAAACUCAGUAAACAUUAGCUAUUAUUGCUCCUAGUAGAGCUGAGAUGGGCGCACAGGAUGCUUGACACUAUGUCAUCUGUUAUUUCAGAGCCAGCACAAUGCGCUGUCAGAGCAAAGCAGGGGAGUGGUUAAUUUUUCCUGAGGAAUCAGGAAAGGCCAUAGCAGAAAAGUUCAUGAUGGAGCUGGACUUUAGAAGAUGAGUAGGAGUUUUCUAGGACAAGUCACAAGCAGGAGGGAUGGCAUGAGCCAAGGGCACGGCACGUUCCCACAGAAUAGGGACACUGCUCAUUUGCAAAUACGGACCUUGCACAUUUAAUCUCCCUUUAC